UGAAUCCAUAAAACAACUUCCGGUUCAGAUGGCCAGUGCGACGAAAUUCAAGCUUCAUGGUCCUUUAGAUGUAUGGUCUACAAGAGAAAAAUUGGCACUAGCCUGCUCUGUAUUAAGAAGUGGAGAUCAGAACUGGGUAUCAGUUAGUAGAGCCAUCAAGCCUUUUGGAGAAAACAGCAGACCAGCAGAAUGGUUUUCUCAAAGAAAUUGUGCUUUGCAGUAUACAGAUUUAUUAGAAAAAAUUGAAACACCAAAGAGAAAGAGGGGAGAUAAAGGAGAAGCAGAAAAUCCUCAAUCACAAAUAAUACGACAGCUGGCUGUUGACAGAGCAGAGGAAUUGAAGAAACAUGUGGUGGAAUAUCAGCACAGAUAUAAAAAACUAAAGAGGGAUCUUGAAAGCAUCAAAACUGGUCAGUGGGAUGAUACUUUGCCCGAGAUAUGGGAACAAAUACAAAAAGAAAAAAUAGCAAAAGAGGAAGCUUUGGUGGAGAAGAAACCAGAAACCACAGAAGAUGAGGAUAAACCCAAGUCAGUAGAGAUUGAAGUCAAUUCAGAAGAGAGUAACCAGGAACCAGUCAUAGAACCUACAGAUAUACCUCCACCUAUAAAGGUAGAGGUAGAAGAGACAAGUGUCCCCAUCAACAAACCAUUGACCCUAGAUAUAAAGAGGUUAUCAGCUGAUGACAAACCCAAGCCUACCCCUCCAACAUCACCAUUGUUAUCUACAUUGUUACAGAGUUCUAAAUCAUCAUUUGGGGAUUUACAGCAGUUAAAACAGGAAGUAGAAUCUAAAGACCAACAACAGACACCAAAGACUUCAGCUGGUUCAACAAAACAAAGUGAAAGUACAACAUCUACAUCAGGGGAGAUAACUGAUAUAACAAGUACGACAGCACAAGUUAAGAGACCCCAGCGACCAAGUACAGAAAAGGCUGAGCUAGAUCCAGAAGUUGUAGUAAAAAUAGAGCCAAUAGAACAAAUACAAGAUGUUCAGGUGAAUGUGGAAGUAGAAACUGAAGAAGUAAAACAAGAGGUGGAAAAAGAAGUAGUUGUGGAGAGUCAAAAAGAGGCCCCAGAAGUGGAGAAAUCUGAUGUCAAAGAGGAAGAUGAUGAUAGCCAAGUUUCUAUUGAUGCUGGAAAUGCUACAUUUGUUAGUGUUGAUGAGGAAAUAUCAAUCAGAGAAGAACCUAUGUCACCAGCUAGUAGUGAAUCAUCUAAAAUUAGUGAAGCAGAUGUCAGAUUUCUAAAUAAAAGAGGAGCAAGGAAAAGUAGUAGCAGGAGAUCUUCAGCUAGAAAUAAGAAAUCUAUCGAUAUCUCUGAGGAGGACAAGAAAGAAGAUCUGAGUUCUCAGUUGACAGAUGGAGAGACAAGUGACGAUGAUGGCAAUGAAAGUGACGACACAGCCAUAGGUUCAGCAUCCAUUGCUAAUACAUCAGUUACAGCUACAUUCUCAGAAUCCAUACCCAACAGUCCUUUAUCACACUGUAGUGAUACGGAAGAUGACAAAGCCCACAAAAACUGGAAGAAAUCUAUAAUGUUGGUGUGGAGAAUGGCUGCUAAUCAUAAAUAUGCAAAUGUGUUCCUACAUCCAGUGACAAAUGAAAUAGCUCCAGGAUAUCAGGGAAUUGUACUAAGGCCAUUGGACUUAACAACUAUAAAGAAGAAUGUUGAGGCUGGUAUAACAAGGACGACACCUGAGUUCCAGAGAGAUAUGAUGUUAAUGUUUACUAACGCUAUCAUGUAUAACAGCUGUAAUCAUAAUGUACACAAGAUGGCCGUGGAGAUGUAUGAUGAUGUCAUGACACAUAUUGAGCAAUAUGUCAGUGCACAGUUAAUGUUACAGUCAUCAGAAAGUAAAUCAUUAAGGCCAUCUAGGAGAACUGAGAGCAGUGACAAAAGUGAUAAGGAGGAUGACUCUAAGAGAAGAAGAACGUUCUCAGAAUCUCAUCAGGAGGGAGGGAAAUCAAAGAAAAGAAAGACGAGAGGAGACGACACAUGAUCCAAAUCUUAACCACUGAAAAAGGAAUUUCUAUAGACAUAAAA
This is a messenger RNA of Mytilus trossulus (common blue mussel), 2043 nucleotides long. RefSeq names its product bromodomain-containing protein 8-like. Gene Ontology annotation, cellular component: NuA4 histone acetyltransferase complex. The coding region runs from base 29 to 1999 and encodes 656 amino acids. Gene Ontology annotation, molecular function: protein binding. Lineage: Eukaryota; Metazoa; Mollusca; Bivalvia; Mytilida; Mytilidae. The record is from RefSeq and is a predicted model, not a curated record. The transcript is spliced from 20 exons.